GAUCUUUGGAACAACAUUUCCCGCUCGCCCAAGCGGGCAGUUUCAUCCAUGGCGGGAGAAAUCAAAGUUCGACUUCAGCAUCACAAAGACAGGUUUGAGGUGACCUUGCCCGCCACCAGCCGAGUGUCAGCGCUCAAACAGGAGGCCUCGCGCUUGACCUCGGUCGAGCCGGGACGGCAACGGCUGAUUUGUCGCGGGAAGGUGCUGGACGGCUCCCUGGAGCUUCAGACGCUGCUUCCGAAGGCAGGUGCUGAGCUCACAGUGAUGCUAAUGCCCAUGGAAUCCAGUGGCGACCAGGCCAGAAGGACCUGGCAGCACUACCAGCGGGUGCUACUCGCAUGGCUCAGGAGCAUUUGGGUUCCUCGGCACAGGGCAACGCGCUGCUCCACAUGCGCGUUGCACCUGCACGUGGGCGGCUUGCCGUGUGUGAGGCCUUCAUGUACAGUUUCUUCCAUUCGCUCCUAGUACCAAGCGCCUAUGCGCCGUCCAAAGCUCACAAGGAGCACCACACGGAUGGCAUCGAUCCCACUGACCUGGCGCGUUUGGCAGCGUGUGGUGCUGGCGGCUGAGGUUAAGCAGGUCGCCUAGGCCCCGGUGCCUGGGCGAUCCCUCGCUGAGUUUCCGCAAAGCGUGCGAGUCACCAGUGGCCCAGACAAGCAC
Durusdinium trenchii is the source of this 660-nucleotide messenger RNA. The record is from the annotation of a GenBank genome assembly. NCBI's taxonomy places the organism in Eukaryota, Dinophyceae, Suessiales, Symbiodiniaceae.